GGCGCGGCCCGGGCUGUGGGCGCUAAUGGCGGCGGGCGCGACUGGCCCGAAGCUGGCGCUUUCGUAGGCUCUAACAAGCCUGGGUUCCAGGCCGGCCACCCGCCCCAUUGGCCUUGGACUGGUCACUGCCCUUUGUGGGCAUCAGUGUGCUCGUCUUCAAGUGGGGCCCGACAGCGCCAUCCUCGAAGGUCUGGCCCUAUUGGGCCUGCCUCGAUGCUGCGCGAACGUGCGCUUCUUUGCCUCCCUCCGUUAAAUCCCAGCGCUCGGGGUUCUUGCCAGUUAUUGGCAGGGCCAGGAGGUGUAGCGGGGCUGGUUGCUCCCACACCUGAAUUCACAUUUCGGCCUUGUCACUCGUUGCAGGUGUGACCUUGGCAGGAUGGAGCCAGGUGAAGAGAUGGAGGAGGAGGACUCUCCAGGCGGCCGUGAGGAUGGCUUCACUGCUGAGCACCUGGCCGCAGAGGCCAUGGCAGCUGACAUGGACCCCUGGCUGGUGUUUGAUGCCCGAACCACACCUGCUGCAGAGCUGGAUGCCUGGUUGGCCAAGUACCCACCAUCCCAGGUUACUCGCUAUGGGGACCCUGGCUCGCCCAACUCUGAGCCUGUGGGCUGGAUUGCAGCAUAUGGGCAGGGCUAUGUCCCCAACUCGGGUGAUGUGCAGGGCCUGCAGGCAGCCUGGGAAGCUCUGCAGACCAGCGGGCGGCCCAUCACACCGAGUACCCUGCGCCAGCUGGCCAUCACCCAUCAUGUGCUCUCUGGCAAGUGGCUGAUACACCUGGCACCUGGCUUCAAGCUGGACCAUGCCUGGGCUGGCAUUGCGCGGGCUGUGGUCGAGGGCCGGCUUCAGGUGGCCAAGGUGAGCCCACGGGCCAGGGAGGGUGGGCGCCAAGUCAUCUGUGUUUACACGGAUGACUUUACGGACCGCUUGGGUGUACUGGAGGCAGAUGCUGCCAUCCGUGCGGCAGGCAUUAAGUGCCUGCUCACCUACAAGCCUGACGUCUACACCUACCUGGGCAUCUACCGGGCCAACCGGUGGCACCUCUGCCCCACGCUUUAUGAGAGCCGCUUUCAGCUGGGGGGCAGUACCCGCGGCUCCCGUGUGCUGGACCGCGCCAACAAUGUGGAACUAACCUAGUGUGGCCAACUGGGGGACACCACCUUCUGCCCCUUCCCCCCCCCCCCCGGCUCCCUGCUAGGGAUGGAUCCUCCGAGCUUCCUCUUCUUUGUCCCAAGGAGUUUGAGCCCUCUAGCUCUGAGGACUACGCCAAUUGGGAACUGCCUGCAUCUUCGAUCCCUUUGAACUCUUGCCCUCUGUUCAGGGCUGACUCUCGAGUCCCCACCAGCUGGAGGCUCUGGCUCCCUGAGGGCCGGACCCUCAGCCUCUCUUUUCACUGCUGCUCCCCUCUGUCAUCCAGGACCACAGGCUGGGUACAGAUUCCCAGGAGGAGAGCCUUCCUUGGCCACCCUCACCCCCAGCUGUACCUCCCUCUCCUCCUGAAUCUUUUCCUUCUCCUCCCUCACAAGAGAGAAAAAUUAGUGCUUCCAGUCCUUCUUGGAGCCUUCACAGUCCAAGGGGCAAAGGCCCUGCAAGGCCUAAGCAUGCUGUUUUGUUGGGGGGGAGGGGGUGAUUGUACCCGCUCAGCCCUUGGCAGAGAGAAGGGAUGCCAGGGCCAUGGACAUGGGGCCUGCCCCUCCCUGCCACCUCAUACUGCCUGCACCACCUUCCUUCCUUCCUUUUACUAUUUUGACAUGUGCCUGCUCCUGGCAUUUCAAUAAAACCCAGUUUGGGUCUG
Messenger RNA from Zalophus californianus (California sea lion), 1790 nucleotides. It is a transcript of the gene C11H11orf68, whose product is annotated as chromosome 11 C11orf68 homolog. The transcript has 2 exons. The coding region runs from base 377 to 1132 and encodes 251 amino acids. The record is from RefSeq and is a predicted model, not a curated record. NCBI's taxonomy places the organism in Eukaryota, Metazoa, Chordata, Mammalia, Carnivora, Otariidae.